AUGACUAAAGACAUUGUGCUUGGAGAUGACCUGCCGGACUGGGUGGGUGCCAAGGAGUUUUACCAGAAGUAUGACCCUAAAGAGGUGAUUGGCCGUGGUGUAAGCAGCGUGGUGCGCAGGUGCGUCCAUAGACACACUGGGCAAGAGCUGGCUGUCAAAAUCAUCGAGAUCACUGCUGAGAAGAUGACCAUCCAGCAACUGGAGGAGGUGAAGACCUCCACGCUUAAGGAGAUCCAAGUCCUCAAUAUGGUUAAGGGCCACUCGUCCAUCAUUACACUCAUCGAUUCCUAUGAGUCUGCAACCUUCAUCUUCCUGGUGUUUGACCUCAUGAGGCGAGGGGAGCUGUUUGACUACCUCACAGAAAAAGUGACGCUGAGCGAGAAGGAAACAAGGAGCAUGAUGCGAGCUCUGCUAGAAGCGGUGCGCUACCUGCACUCUCUCCACAUCGUCCACCGCGACCUUAAACCGGAGAACAUUCUGCUGGACGACCAAGGACACAUUAAACUGUCUGACUUCGGUUUCUCGGUGCAGCUGCAACCUGGCGAAAAACUCAGAGAGCUUUGUGGAACACCUGGAUAUUUAGCUCCCGAAAUACUGAAAUGCUCCAUGGACGAAAUGCACCCCGGUUACGGAAAAGAAGUCGAUCUCUGGGCAUGCGGCGUGAUUUUGUUCACCUUACUAGCCGGUUCGCCGCCCUUCUGGCACCGCAAACAGAUGCUGAUGCUCAGGAUGAUCAUGGAGGGGCGCUACAAGUUCGGGUCGCCAGAGUGGGAUGACCGAUCGGACACCGUGAAGGAUUUGAUCUCCAGGUUGCUGGUGGUGGAUGCCAGCGCACGUCUGACAGCUGAGCAGGCUUUGACUCAUCCUUUCUUUAGACAGUACCAGAAGGAAGACGUACGGCGAUUUAGCCCGAGGAAGUCAUUCAGGGUGUUGAUCGUGACGGUGCUAGCUUGCAUCCGCAUGUUCGGCCGCUACCGGCGUGCUCGCCCGCUGACCCGAGAGGUUCUGGCCCGCGACCCUUACUCCCUGCGGGGCGUGCGCAAACUCAUCGACGGCUGCGCCUUCCGCAUCUACGGCCACUGGGUGAAGAAAGGCGAGCAGCAGAACCGAGCCGCGCUCUUCCAAAACACGGCCAAGGUCAUGCUGCUGGAGCUGGAGGACUUUGAAAACUAA
Molecule: messenger RNA, 1173 nt
Organism: Nerophis lumbriciformis (worm pipefish)
Lineage: Eukaryota; Metazoa; Chordata; Actinopteri; Syngnathiformes; Syngnathidae
Source: RefSeq, a predicted model, not a curated record